GGAGAGACACCACUUGACCUUGCUUAUCAAAGUCUGAAUCGCUUCAUGGUUUAUAUGGUAAAAGAGGAAGAAAGAAUGAGAAGCAGAAGAAAUAACAGGUUACUGAAAAUAAUAGAGAAAUACGAGCUCCUCCUGCUGUUGGCAUCUUCUUUGGCAUUGAUGUGGGCCAUAGGAUACGUAAUGAACUUAAGUUCUGAUUCUUGGCUUUUGAAAGGAGGUCUGCUUCUCUUCCUGCUAUUUGGGAUGGCUCUGUUUGUGAGGCAGUUUGUGGGGCUCAAGAAUCUAAGGUAUCUUCCCACAGCGCUUCUGCUAAGUUCAGUUUUUUGGAUGUCCGUGACCUGUUUUUUCUGGUUGCUGCUUGAUGUCACCUAUACAAUUCAUCAGAUCCCUGUCAUAUUCAGCAUGGUGGGUCUUCUCUAUUAUUUCUAUAAAACUUGGAGAACUGAUCCUGGAUAUAUUAAGAUGUCAGAAAAAGAAACAAAAGAGAACAUUGUAACUCUCGCAGAAGCAGGUUGCUUAAACUUCAGAACAUUUUGCACGUCAUGUCUUGUAAGGAAGCCUUUGAGAUCUCUGCAUUGCCUUGCUUGUGAUUCAUGUGUAGCCAGAUACGAUCAGCAUUCUUUGUGGAUCGGACAGUGCAUAGGCAUUGGGAACCAUCGUUACUACCUAUUGUUCCUGACUUUCUUAACUAUGACCGGUUUCUGGCUGCUGUAUGGAACUCUGCUGUAUUGGUCCAACCAUUGCACAACGAGUUAUCACCAAGAUGGAGCAUGGACGUACUUCACACAGAUAGUACAUUGUUCUCCCUGGGUUUCCUACAUCUUCGCAGUAGCCUGUUUUCAUACUGUAUGGGCUUCAUGGUGGCUAACUGUUCAGCUUUAUCAGAUUGCAUUCUUGGGAUUGACCUCGCAUGAGAGGAUGAACCUCCUGAUACAGAGAAACUCUUCUAAGCAUCCCGUUUCACUCAGGAGAACUCCGUACAAUCUUGGAUGCUUCCAGAAUCUUGCAGACUUUUUUCAGUGCCGUUGCUUUGGUAUGUUCAAACCCAACGUGAUUGACUGGACCAAGCAAUACAACCUUUUUCAUCUGGCAAAGGAGAAAAAUGUGCAUUCUGUAUGA
This is a messenger RNA of Eurypyga helias (sunbittern), 1119 nucleotides long. It is a transcript of the gene ZDHHC13, whose product is annotated as zinc finger, DHHC-type containing 13. The record is from RefSeq and is a predicted model, not a curated record. Lineage: Eukaryota; Metazoa; Chordata; Aves; Eurypygiformes; Eurypygidae. The annotation marks the transcript as partial. Gene Ontology annotation, biological process: protein palmitoylation. Gene Ontology annotation, cellular component: Golgi membrane. The transcript has 10 exons. Gene Ontology annotation, molecular function: palmitoyltransferase activity.